This is a messenger RNA of Gasterosteus aculeatus aculeatus (three-spined stickleback), 882 nucleotides long. RefSeq names its product peroxiredoxin 5 (gene prdx5). Gene Ontology annotation, cellular component: cytoplasm; mitochondrion; peroxisome. Gene Ontology annotation, molecular function: thioredoxin peroxidase activity. Lineage: Eukaryota; Metazoa; Chordata; Actinopteri; Perciformes; Gasterosteidae. Gene Ontology annotation, biological process: cell redox homeostasis; hydrogen peroxide catabolic process; cellular response to oxidative stress. The record is from RefSeq and is a predicted model, not a curated record.
CGUCUGACAGCGCAAACAGCGCACGCUGCUGGAAAUCUGCCUCAAGGACAUUUUGCGAGCCACAAUGCUUUCCGUCACGGGCACCAUCGCCAGACGCAGCCGAGCCCUCCGUCUGCUACACACGUCUCCCCUUGUCAAAAUGCCGAUUCAGGUUGGUGAACAGCUCCCUGCCGUGGAGGUCCACGAGGGGGAACCAGGAAACAAGGUGUCCAUGGAUCAGCUCUUUAAGGGGAAGAAGGGAGUCCUCUUUGCUGUACCUGGAGCUUUUACCCCUGGUUGUUCCAAGACUCACCUCCCAGGUUUUGUGCAGCAGGCGCAGGACUUGAAGAGCAAAGGUGUGCAGGAGGUCGCUUGCAUUUCCGUCAAUGAUGCAUUUGUCAUGGCUGCCUGGGGAAAGGAGCACGGGUCAGAUGGCAAGGUUCGAAUGCUGGCUGAUCCUACUGGAGCUUUUACAAAGGCAGUUGAUCUGCUACUUGACAGUGAUCAGAUUGUGCAGGCACUUGGGAACAAGCGAUCCAAGAGAUAUGCCAUGUUGGUGGAAGAUGGCGUUGUGAAGAAGAUCAAUGUAGAGCCAGAUGGCACCGGACUGACCUGCAGCCUGGCUUCCGAUGUUCUGUCUGCGCUCUAAGCUUAUUUAGAGCUCAAUAAACCCAACUGCAAAGACCGUACUUGUAAAAGUUGCAUUAACAAAGCCCAGCCUCUUCAAUCUUUCUCCUUUUCCCAAAGACGGAUGCAAAAGUCACAUGACAUUUGUUCUUUUCUAGUUCUGUCAAACAAAACUUUUUUUUUAAUGCGCACAACUGAUAUGACUGGCAAUCCAAAGCAACUGCCUUCCUCCUCUGUAUACCAGUGAGUAAAUAAAAUUCAGUAUGAAAGCAAUAA